Heterobasidion irregulare TC 32-1 is the source of this 1938-nucleotide messenger RNA. RefSeq lists its product as uncharacterized. Bases 54 to 1802 code for a protein of 582 amino acids. The record is from RefSeq and is a predicted model, not a curated record. Gene Ontology annotation, molecular function: zinc ion binding. Lineage: Eukaryota; Fungi; Basidiomycota; Agaricomycetes; Russulales; Bondarzewiaceae. The transcript is spliced from 7 exons. Gene Ontology annotation, cellular component: nucleus.
CCGCCGCAACCUCGACACCGGCCGUGCCCCAGGGCGCUUCGAUUUCUUCGCACAUGCAACCAUCAACAUCCUCUUCCUCGGUAAAAAGUAACAAGCGCAAACUCGCCGACGCGAUGCAAAGCCUCGACGAUGCCAUGUCUCCACGAGCCAUUACCACUGAUUACCCUUCACCAGCAAAGAAAGCGCACACGGUGCGCUCGCUCUACUCCACGCUCGCCAAGUACGGCAUCAAUGUGAAGGCGAAGCAGCCAGCGUCCUCUGACCUGCCCGCCUCUCCAUCCGUCGACUUGUCGAAGACGCCCCACCUCGCAGCCAUCCUCGCUCGCACCGCCUCCAAGACGCGCAAUGCUAUUCCACACAGAUUUCGCUCUCGGCCGCUCUCAUUCACAUCGGCGGCAGCGGAAUACCGCCCCUCGUCGACUCCCUCGUUCCUCUCCCGCCUUGCCACUUUCAAACUCAACACCUACUCCAACAAGCCUCCCGCCAUCGACGCCGUGGCAGCGUCAAAAUGCGGAUGGAUCAAUGAUGGAAAAGAUCGGCUCGUUUGUGGAAUUUGUGCCGUGUCAUGGGUCCUCGCCGGCCGAGAAGGGAUGAACAGGGAUGCAGCGAACGCGCUCGUUGAGAAACAAAGGGCUCAUUUAGUCGAUAUGCAUAAGGACGGGUGUCCUUGGAAGACUCGACAGUGCGAUGCCGAUAUCUAUCGUAUCUCGCUGUCCUCUCCAACCGCCAUGGCCAAGGAGAUCAAAACUCAAGCACUAGAAUUAGAAUCAGUUUUAGAAGGCGUUGAUGUUCAGCAUCCUUUGUCCUCGAAACAACUCCAGCAGCUGAUGACAACCAUGGCUUCUGUCCGACUGGACGGUUAUAAUGAUCCUGCGCCUUUGAGUGGCGAAGGCACGGAUUCGCUUGCGUUUCCUUCUCUCCAUCAAGAGCCUUCUCAAAUCGCGAUACUCACUGCUUUCUUUGGGUGGUCGCUUGCACCCCCUGCACCUCCGCCUCCCCCGCCACGUACUCACACGCUAUCCAUGUCUCGAGCAAGCUCUGUAGCAUUCUCCGUACCUUCAACGCCACGCGGUGCUCUUCGAUCUGAUCUAUUUGUCACACCCUCCGCCUCUGCACCACGACUCUCACUAUCUAGGCUCAACUCUUUGCGCAGCAGCCCAACAAGCUCCAUCUCUGGAGAUUUGCAAAAACGCGAUUCGUCUCUUCUCCGCUGCGCUCUAUGUCAUAGGCGCAUAGGCCUCUGGGCUGUCACUGCCCCUGUACCGCGUGGAAGCGAGAUAUCCUCGUCGGCGCCUGCUGUGCCAAGCAGACAGAUCGAUCUGUUGAAAGAGCACAGGCCUUACUGUCCAUAUGUCGUGCGCUCCACCACUGUGCCAUCGUUACCAAUACCCCAAUUGCAGGGGAGCACAGAAUCGCCAACCAGAGCGCCUUUACCUCAUUCAUCCUCUUCGGCAUCGUUGGCGCAGCUAAACGGGGUGCAGAACGGAGCUAUAGAAGGGUGGAGGGCGGUGUUGACCGUGGUGACGCGGUACAGGAUGAGUCAGAAACGGCGGGAUGGAUUGUUGCAGGAGAUCAGCGAGCGGGUGAGCCGUGGGAGCUCGGGAGCGGCGUCACCGGACUCGUCCUUUGUGUUGGUGCGGUCGGAGACGAUGGACUCGGGUGUUUCGAGAAGCUAUGGAGGCGACGCAGAGACGAACAAUCAAAUGGAUACGGACGCUGACCCUGUAGAAGCCAUGAUGGCAGGCGUCAAGAGCAAAGGGGGUAAGGAGUUGUUGAAGUACGUGAAAGGGUUGCUGGGCUGAACAGAAGCCAGCUUUGUUAUGUACAACACUUUCUACUUACUAACCAUGUGGGAUCAUUUCCGUUGGAAGAGGAAGCUCGCGUUCUUUCUCUGUAUUUCUGUGAUUGAGCAUGUCAAAUGGACAGGAUCAUGAUGGG